GUUGGAUAUACAGUGGAUUGUGGCUGGGAUUUUUUGACGCCGUAUGUUUUUCUUAAAAUAUCCGUUUUCAUAUAUCGUUGGGGUUCAUCAACCGCGCGCGAUCGGCGCCGUAACAGGCAGUGGAAAUGAUGAACUCCAGUGUCGACCUGUCCCGGAGGAAUCCGCAGGAGGAUUUCGAGCUGAUCCAGCGGAUAGGAAGUGGCACAUACGGAGAUGUGUACAAGGCUCGUAAUGUAAACACUGGAGAGUUGGCUGCUAUCAAAGUCAUCAAACUGGAACCGGGUGAGGACUUUGCCGUCGUUCAGCAGGAGAUCAUAAUGAUGAAGGACUGUAAACACUCCAACAUCGUAGCCUAUUUUGGCAGUUAUCUCCGGAGAGAUAAGUUGUGGAUCAGUAUGGAGUACUGUGGGGGAGGUUCUCUGCAAGAUAUCUAUCAUGUAACUGGACCUUUGUCAGAGUCACAGAUAGCCUACAUGUCACGGGAGACCCUGCAGGGUUUAUACUACCUACACAAUAAAGGAAAAAUGCACAGAGACAUUAAGGGUGCCAACAUCCUCCUGACAGAUAAUGGAUAUGUCAAAUUAGCUGAUUUUGGUGUAUCGGCUCAGAUCACGGCAACUCUUGCUAAAAGGAAAUCAUUCAUUGGAACACCGUACUGGAUGGCUCCAGAGGUGGCAGCAGUGGAGAGGAAAGGUGGCUACAACCAGCUGUGUGACAUCUGGGCAGUGGGCAUCACUGCCAUAGAGCUGGCAGAGCUGCAGCCACCCAUGUUUGACCUGCACCCCAUGAGGGCUCUGUUCUUAAUGACGAAAAGCAACUUCCAGCCUCCCAAAUUGAAAGACAAACUCAAGUGGACAAAUAAUUUCCACCACUUUGUCAAAUUAUCUCUGACCAAGAACCCAAAGAAGAGGCCCACAGCUGAGAAAAUGCUGCAGCAUCCAUUUGUGUCCCAGCCUCUCAGCAGGACGCUGGCAAUCGAACUGCUGGACAAAUCCAACAACCCCGACCACAGCACAUACAACGACUUCGACGACGACGACCCUGAACCCGAGUCUCCGGUCUCUGUUCCUCACCGCAUCCGUUCCACCAGCAGGAGCACAAGAGAAGGAAAGACGCUCUCCGAGAUUAACUUUGGUCAGGUUAAGUUUGAUCCUCCUAUGAGAAAGGAAACGGAGCCUCAUCAUGAGCCGUGUGAUUCUGAGCCCUAUCUGGACUGUGUUGAGGAGCUCUACUAUACCGCGAGAUCUAAUCUGACUGCCUGCCUUUUUCCCUCAAAAGAUUUGCAGCUGGAAUAUGGACAGGACUCUCCAAGUCUGCUGGGAGGAAACAAGAGCCUUCUCAAAUCUGUGGAGGAGGAACUUCAGCAGAGGGGCCAUGUGGCACACUUAGGGGAUGAUGAGGAUGAGGAUGAUGAUGGUGCAGAUGAUGAUGAAACUCACACUCAUAAAUCGAGCACUAUCAUGAGGCCUAAGGUUCCUCCCCCCCUCCCUCCCAAGCCCAAGUCCAUCUGCUCGUCCCCAAUGCAGCCGCAACUAAAGCAAGACGACAGCCAAUCGCACAGCGAGGAUGACGGUGGCGGAGGCGGGACCAUCAAGCGCUGUCCGGUCCCAGAGGUGCCGAGCCCGGCGAAGCCCUCCAAUGUCCCCCCAAGGCCUCCACCUCCGAAGCUGCCGCCCCACCGGCGCAGUAGCCUAGGUAACGACAGCCCGAACCGCAAAGACGUGGAAAACUCUGCCCCAGAGGAUGAUGGGAGCUUUAGGCAUUUCUGGGAGUGGCUCCACACGCCUCACACAGAGGAGGAGCUGGAGGAGGCGUGGGAGGUGCUGAAGGAGGUGAAAGAGGAGCAGGAACAGGAAGAGAGUAACGGCCUGAACGCCUCUCACAACGGUGAGAGGGACAGUCCGGCAGAGAGGCAGUCCACCAUGCCCCCUAGUGUCCCCAUACGGAAAGACAAGAAGGAUGUUGUUCCGAAGCCUAUCAGCAAUGGUCUGCCACCAACCCCCAAAGUCCACAUGGGUGCAUGUUUCUCCAAGGUGUUCAACGGCUGUCCACUAAAGGUCCACUGUGCCACUUCGUGGAUCAAUCCUGACACCAGAGAUCAAUAUUUAAUAUUUGGAGCUGAAGAGGGAAUCUACACGUUAAAUCUCAAUGAGCUGCAUGAGACAACAAUGGAACAGCUCUUUCCCAGGCGGUGUACGUGGCUCUAUGUCAUGAACAACUGUCUUCUCUCCAUAUCGGGAAAAGCCUCCCAGCUGUAUUCCCAUAACCUGAGUGGUCUCUUUGAACAAGCCCGACAGUUGCAGAAGUUACCAGUAGCCAUUCCCACACACAAGCUGCCUGAUAAGAUUAUUCCAAGGAAGUUUGCUGUGUCCAAUAAAAUUCCAGACACUAAAGGGUGCCAAAAGUGCUGCGUAGUCCGUAACCCGUACACGGGCCAUAAAUACCUGUGUGGAGCCUUCCAGUCUAGUGUCAUGCUGUUGGAGUGGGUGGAGUCCAUGCAGAGGUUCAUGCUCAUCAAGAACAUCGACUUCCCGUUGCCAUGUCCGUUGGAGGUGUUUGAGAUGCUGGUGGUGCCGGAGCACACCUACCCCCUGAUCUGUGUGGCGGUCAGCAAAGGAACCGAACUUAACCAGGUGGUCCGGUUUGGCACCGUUAACCCCAACACUACCUCCUCCUGGUUCACAGAAGCAGACACACCACAGACCUGCGUCAUCCACGUCACACAGCUGGAGAGAGAUACUAUCCUUGUCUGCCUUGACAGGUGUAUAAAGAUAGUGAACCUCCAGGGACGCUUGAAAUCCAGCCGCAAGUUGUCAGCAGAGCUCACCUUCAACUUCCAGAUAGAGGCCAUAGUUUGCCUCCAAGAUAGCGUACUGGCUUUCUGGCGGCAUGGCAUGCAGGGGCGGAGUUUCAAGACCAAUGAGAUCACGCAGGAGAUCUCUGACAGCACGCGCAUCUUCAGACUACUGGGAUCAGACAGACGUGCGGACACUAGACACCCAGAGGCCGGGGACAAUGGCCUCGCUCUGACCAGGGUGGUGGUGCUGGAGAGCCGGCCUACAGACAACCCAACGGCCAACAGCAACCUCUACAUCCUGGCGGGUCAUGAAAACAGCUACUGAAACUCUCACACACACACCCCCCCUACACACACACACACACACACACACACGCGUAACUACAGUCUCUGAGCACCUCAUGGCUAUUACAGAUGAGCGAGUAAGCAGCUGGAAGACACAUUCAUCCCAACCCCACCGCUUUUAGCCCACCCAGUCUUCACCUCCUCGUUCGUGGGUGCACAUGUGGAUUUGCAAAGCUGUUUAAGCUCCACCAGAGGUAAUACGUGCACCGGCAUUGGUGCCAGGGGGUCAUGGACGAGUUUCUGGCAGGUUAAGGGUCUGAACUGCUGGUCCGAGGCCAGUUUUGCUUGAUGUAACUGGGAAAACUCUUAUCUGAGACCUGAAACCGUUCCUGAUAGCAUCCCACCUUUCCCUUCAGACUGCAUACUGGAAGAAAAGAAAACACAACCAGCAAGGCAAACCAGUCAACACUCCCGCUACUACUAGUUCUACACGUACUACUACUGCUGCUUUAACUAAAACGCGACAUGCACAGUAAAAACCCGCCCUUUCUCCCCUUCCUCUCCCAUUCUUUUUUUAACUAUCCUUUUAUUUAUGAUGUAACUUUAAGAACCAGGAUGGCUUCGCUGAUAUAUUUGUUGCUUAUUUUUAAAAAGGAAAAAGGAUUUAAAAAAAAAAACAAGUGAAACCAGACUAAAAAGCUUCGCCACUUUCGCUAGCAUUGAAUUCCAGUACCCGUCACUACACCACACAAGUGCUUAAUCGACCUCUCUAUUUAAUUGUUGUAAAUAUAAAUGUAGUAUUUUUGUCCGACAAGAGACAAACGCUAAAAGAAAAAAAAGAAGAAAAAAAAAAAGCCGUCUGGUCGUGUAGAUAAGUGUGUGAAUAGUUUCUCUGUAAACCCUGGAGACAAACGGAAGCAGAAGCAGACGUGGAGGAGUCGGAGGACGGUGAAUUCACUGUCAGCGUUGAGGCUCAGGUCUCCUCAGGUGGACAGCUUUAGUAAAACUGACAUUACCUUCUCCCCGCCACGUGUAACGACUCCCACUGAGCAAACACAGGAGGAGACGCCGCUUGGUCGUUUUCAUUCUGCACGCAUCGCCGUCAUCACUUCCUGCUCGUUUGCACCAUCGCAGCUGCUGUCAGGGCAGCACACAUCUGUUCAUUUCUUUGUUCCUCUUCAUUUGACAUCACCCUUGUAGGUCUUUUUUUUUAUGCUUUUCAUUUAUGUUUUUUAAAUCAGAAAUACUUGUUCCUUCAUGCUUUUUUUUAUUUGUAUUGAACCACUGGUGUUAAAUUUGCACAGAGAACAAUGUAUUUCAUAAACAAAUGUGAUGUCAUUAUAAUAUAUGACCUGGUGUGUGUGCACAGUGUGUGAGCGUGGGUGUGUGUGCGUUUAGGCGUAGCGUCCGCACAUCCGGCCUAUAACAAGUAACACUCCUGUUUCAGGAUGAAGCCAAAACAAACGUGAAUCUGCACAGAGAUCAUUUAAAUUGAUCGAUAUACAUUUGCCCCUCGUUGUUCUAGCGGUACCUUUUAAGUAAAGGUGUAAAUGCAACUUCUGUUUCACUAAAUAGGGAAAUAUUAAAUUGGAAAUGCUUUGAAUCAUGGGAGAAAACUCUAGGAAGUACAAUUAACGCUGUGAAUUUUUUUAAAUUCUUUAAAAAGAGAGACAUACUCUCAUCAGAUUUUAGCAGAUAAAACAUGUUUUAAAAAAAAAAUUGACACUACAUCUAACAUGUUCAAAGCAGAGUUGAAGCUUUUUAACUAAAUAUUUUCGUGCAACCCUUCCCACCCGCAGUUUAUACUUUUUGUUUUAAUAAUUUUAGUUUAGUUGUGAGGUUUUUUUUUUUGUUUUUAUUUUUUUAAGACCAAUAUCUGUCAAAACGAUCAAACUACAUUUAUGUAAAUACACACCGUGGUGCGUGUAGGUGCGCGUGUGGCAGUACACUACCAGUCUUUACAAGCUGUGACUCAAGUUGCUAAUAAAACACUAGUUUAGCUGAAAAAGCUCCCAGGUUGUACGUUUUGCCUUUUAGCUGUCUCGCUUUCCAAAAAUGUCUUUCUGCGUCCAAACUCUUUAUAAAUGUGCGCACAUUAGUUAAAGUUACGUGAAAGAAAACGAAGUCAAACGAAGCACACCCGUCACUUCCUUAGAGCGCCGCUGUCACGUGACUGCAGGCGUCCGUAGAUACAGGCACGAGUGCUAGUUCAGCAUGUGGGAACCAAAUUAGGGGAAAGUACAGACGCACUGAAGGCCAAAUAUUGUGCUUCUGCUGCCAUUUAGUGGUUGUUUCUUUCCUCCAUCGGUGUUUCUAGCAGCCAGCCAAAAUCCAUCCAACAUGUACUUAUUAUUUACUAACGAGGCUACCUUUAAAGUCAAUUCUAAAUGUCCCCAUGGAUAAACGUAUGGUUGUUAAAAAGACACCGUCGGAGAGCUGGUGGAUUUAAAAACAGCAGCAAUCUUGUCUAAUGUGACGUGUAGUUUCCUCCCGCUGAAGCUGACAGGGCGGCGUGUCACGGUACUUCUCCUCCGGGCUGCUUUCCUGGGAUUGACUUGCUUAUAAAAGGGACCUCGAGCAUCGCGCCGUUACAGCAAACAGUUUUAUCCUGCAUGUUUUGUGCCCACUUUCUUUAAAACGAGUAAACAUGGACUGUACAAAAACUGACAUCACACGUAGAGAGAAGAUGAAGGCCCAACGUGCUGAACUCUUGAGUUUACGUAUAAGUGAAGCACUUGAGACCUCAGCGACCUCGAUGAUGGAGAACCUGCACAGACGCUUAAAGCUCUCGACGUCAGCUACCUGAAAUGUUUCAUUUAUUCUUGUAUAAAUCAAAAGCAAACGCUUAAAUGCCUUCAGUACAGCUUCGAAAUGCCAGUUAAGUUCAACAUGUGCUUCCUGCCAACACUCAGUAAAGGGUUUUGUCAAGUUUCAGCGACGCGACUAUUUAUGUCCAGUUUGUCCAUUAUCAUUAAUAUAAGCCAAAUUAUUCAUUUCUCGUGUUUAGACUAAUUUCAUUUGACGUCUUCGCCCCCCUGACACUCAACAUUAGGUCGUCGUGUAUGUAUGUGAAAUAUCAACAUUCCUUUAAGUAUAUGUCCAAUUUUACUUUUUUUUGUUAAAUAUAAAUCCUAAAGUAUAUUAUUAAAACUUCUUACUGUACCUGCUCCAAACACUAAAAUAUUUGUCUUUUCAGUGUAUUUAAAAGGAAAGCCAACAGGCAUUACAAACCGAAUCCAAAUCGACUGCGAUUUUUCAUUUAAAAUAAUUUUCCAAUUGUGGUUGUUUCUUUUUUUUUUUUUUUUUUUCUAAUUUGCUUCAAAUUUAUUUUGAUGUUUCAUUUUAGAAAUCCUCGUAGCCACACAUCUUACCACGUGGAUAAUGUUUGUCCACAGUGUAGUCGACUCAAACAUUGAAUUAUGGGAAAACUGUCUAUUUAGCAUAAUAACAAUGUUUAUGUGGGAUUAAAUGAUGCCGUCUUUUAAAUUUUGCCAUCUUAAACGCAGCCUCAGUAACCCUGAAUGCAGGCAUCGACCCGGCACUCCUGUAUGGGUUUAGUUGAAAUCUUAUUAAAAUAAAAUUCUGUGUUGUAUAAAAUCAACUGAACCUGGAUCAGAUAUGGGGUAGAAUACGUUGCUUUCGUCCGGCAGGUGUGUGGUUCUUGGAUUGCCUACCUGGCAUGACAUCGUUGUCUUGGGAUUUCCUGUUCCAAACAUCGUCUGUCUGGUGUGAUCAGCAGAUCGAUGUGUAAGAACUUAGUUAUUUGCCGAAGCGGUUUGAUCCAGGUCACCUACUGAUCUUUUACCAGUGCUCUGUCGCUUGUUGCAUCACCUUUGUCUUGUUUUCAUAAUGCAAUGCAAACGUUAUGAAAUGUAAAUAGUGUAAAAUAAAAAUGGGUUUGUUUUACAUACUGUAUAAUUGCCUAUAUUUUGUUUCAGAAGUGUAACAGAUUUAUGAGAUGACAGGUUAACACAUUAAAAAGAAGGA
Molecule: messenger RNA, 7069 nt
Organism: Cololabis saira (Pacific saury)
Lineage: Eukaryota; Metazoa; Chordata; Actinopteri; Beloniformes; Belonidae
Product: mitogen-activated protein kinase kinase kinase kinase 3-like
Exons: 36
Coding region: 126-3122 (998 amino acids)
Biological process (GO): protein phosphorylation
Molecular function (GO): MAP kinase kinase kinase kinase activity; ATP binding
Source: RefSeq, a predicted model, not a curated record